Messenger RNA from Symbiodinium natans, 1587 nucleotides. NCBI's taxonomy places the organism in Eukaryota, Dinophyceae, Suessiales, Symbiodiniaceae. The record is from the annotation of a GenBank genome assembly.
AUGGCGGCAGAAGAGACGGAAGGUCUUGGGUCCAAGGGCUGGCGUGUAAGACUUGCAAUGUCGAGACUUCCUGGAGAGCCCCUGGCGCUGGUGCUACGUUGCCACAAACAGGCAUCAUUAAACGCGCUGCCGGCGAAGGAUGCCCUGAGGCUUCUUUUGGAGCCUUGCCGUAUCGCUUCGGAGCUGCUGGCGCAGCUGGGGCCGGCUUUGCAAGAGCUCUCACGGGUCGUCUACCACCGCGACGUAAAUCCGAGAAAUAUCUUGGUGGAUCACGUCAGCUCACCAGGACGGACCAGCUUUGGCCUAGUGGAUUUCGGCAUGGCAGUUGACACCCAGAAGUGGCUUGGAGGCUCCAAGGAGGAGGAUGGGGCCUGGAGGCAUGUGGAAGUCAGUGGAGAUUGCCGCUAUUGGCCAUUGUCAUCAUGGAUAAUGUUCAUGCGCGGUCCACAGGACCUGCGCCCAGGGUCUGUACUACGGGCAGAAUACCAGACUGGACUUGAUCUGCAUGCGCUGGGUAUUACUGCGUUGCAGGUCCUGAUGGAGAUGUCGCCGGUACUUCCUGCCGACUUGGUGGGCUCAGCGGAGCAUCGCCAAUUCCUGCACACAUUCCGGAGCCUUCAAAAUGCGUGGUAUCGCUACUGGGAAGAUGUUUCGACUUUCUGGAGUUCCUUGAUGAACUGCUUCUCCAGCGGGGGAAAUUGGAUGGUUUUGAAAACCUCCUGCAUACAGAGCGGCUUGGACAAAGUUCUGAGUGGACGUCUAUCUGACCUAAGGAGUACUCUGGAAGAGAUGGGGCUUGCAUCAACACACCUUGCAGAGGUGGACGGCAAGAGUGAACCCAUGGUCUUGCUUGUUCGAACCUUGCUGACUCUACUCAGCAACGCAGAUCAAACGAGCGGGGUGCAACAAAGGCCGUCAGAACUGCCAACACAGCCAAGGCAGCAAGCCCGGAUGUUGUCCCGGCAUAUUGUUCAGAAUGGCCAUUCGCCUCUUGAGCCGCAGCCGUUGCAGAUUCCGCAUGGGAUGCCGCCACAGCAACAAGUUCUGGGUGCACAGCUCAAGCCGCAACCGGCAUUUCAGCAAAGAGAAGGAUGGCGGCAGGCCUGGAGCUAUGACGACGUUACAAAUCCCAAGGAACCGUUCCGGAGCACCGACAGAAAUUCUAUGCGACGGUCCCAGUUCGAAGCCAAGCUUGACACACGCACACCCAGAUCUUCCUUGACCCAAUCAUUGACUAGUACCGGUGCUUCCGUGACGGUUCGCUGCACCACAUCCAGCAUAGAACCCUCAAAUCCCUCAAUUGGUGCUCCGGCCUUGGUGCCGCGACAGCGAUCAGCAUCUCCACUCCUGAGAAGGCCCUGCAAAGCCGCUGCGUCUGCUGCCCAGUCGUCGCCGUAUACGGGGCCAGUUUGGACGAAUGUAUUGCAGGAAAGUGUCCGCAAUGCUGUGACUGGCUAUGUUGCUGGUUCAGUGAUGGACAACUGGAGUGGUGUUCCUUCGAAAGUUUCCGGCACAGCUUGGUCCUUGCAGGGCAGGGCCAAUCCGGGUGCUGCUUAUUCCGGCGAAGCUCCUUUCAGAAGUCUUUGA